UGCGGCCACAGUUGUCAGUUACGAAGCCAGGCGGGAAGAGAGACAAGACCGGAAAAGAAGAGGAGAUAAGAGCCAAGGCGUCUGUGCCAAUACCGGACACAGAUUCUCACAGAAGACACGGGGCAGGGAUCAGAGAGAGCACAUAAGAGAUGUUCGGAACCUAAGGAGAAAAAUAGACAUGAAAGUUUGGGGGAUUUUGCAUUAGCUGGAUAGAUGCUCUGAAGCUGAUAAUUGAAUGGGCUCCUGGGUACUACCUGAAGACUGAGGAUAAUGCAAGCCCAUAAAGCUAAGUGCAUGUGAACGAGAAUCAAUCUCCCAGGGAGCGAUUUUAUGUUCAGUGGUUGGUUAUCACUGGGAGAGGCACAGUGAGUGCGGAAACUCGGUUGAUGCAAAGUGUAGUGCAGCUUUUUGCUAAGCUUUGGGCCACUCUUUAUCAUGGGCAAUGCGGCAAUGUGUAAGGCAUGUGGUUCAAGUAAAGGCCUGCGGACCAUUGGAAGUGAUCUAUCUCUGGACAGUUACUACAGUUCUGUGGCAGAUACCAUGUCGGACAGUAACACCAGCUUCCUGAGGGCAGCCAGGGCAGGUAAUAUUGAAAAGGUGCUGGAGUUCCUCAAGAGCGGACAGGACAUUUCCACAUGCAACCAGAAUGGACUCAAUGCGCUCCAUCUAGCAGCCAAAGAGGGUCACAUGGAGCUGGUGGAGGAACUUAUGGAGAGGGGUGCGACCGUCGACUCUUCAACCAAGAAAGGGAACACAGCAUUGCACAUUGCUUGUCUAGCUGGGAAGAAAGAAGUUGCGAAGUUGUUGGUGAAAAGAGGAGCAGACGUAAACUCGCAAUCACAGAAUGGCUUCACUCCACUUUAUAUGGCUGCUCAAGAGAAUCACCUGGAUGUUGUGCGAUAUCUUCUGGAGAAUGGUGGAAACCAGAGCAUGGCCACAGAGGUUUGUGAUUGUGAGGGCCGAAUAUCCACCCCGUCCAGGAUCCAGGGCUGGGUUAUUUUUAACCCCUCCGGGCCCAAGCAGCAAGCAAGGGCCAGCAAGGGGCAAUCCUACUGGGGAAGAGCCAGCUGGGAAACCUGUCCUUUUCCUCCUGAGGGCCAGGAAUGUGCAUCCACCGGGACAACUGAGGAAGAGGGUGUUAUUUACAGAAUCCCUUGA
Messenger RNA from Carassius gibelio (silver crucian carp), 1158 nucleotides. Its product is annotated as ankyrin-3. The record is from RefSeq and is a predicted model, not a curated record. Gene Ontology annotation, molecular function: protein binding. Lineage: Eukaryota; Metazoa; Chordata; Actinopteri; Cypriniformes; Cyprinidae. The transcript is spliced from 6 exons. The coding region runs from base 436 to 1158 and encodes 240 amino acids. Gene Ontology annotation, biological process: protein localization to T-tubule; regulation of cardiac muscle contraction. Gene Ontology annotation, cellular component: T-tubule.